Punica granatum (pomegranate) is the source of this 1910-nucleotide messenger RNA. The record is from RefSeq and is a predicted model, not a curated record. NCBI's taxonomy places the organism in Eukaryota, Viridiplantae, Streptophyta, Magnoliopsida, Myrtales, Lythraceae.
ACAUACCAUUGUAGCUCGAUCGAUGUUAUUGCCAUCGAAGAGAUCAUGAGAGUAUCGGUCAUUGACUUGCUAGAGAUGGGAUCUUCCACGAUGUUUCUCUUAAUCUUCCGGGAAGCUUCAACUCUAACCCCGCAUCAAUUAUACUAUAUAUAUGGGCAUGUGUUCUACAAACCGUAACGUGUAUCUUCACCUCGCCUCCCUUCAGUCUAAGCUCGAUGGUCCAUACAGCCGGCAAACGCCUUGCUUCCGAAGGGUCUUCCUCCCGCUUUGGCCACCAUCUGCAGGACCCUCACCGGACAGCACCGUCUGAGAAACGCCACCGACCCACGACCAGUUUCGCUUCUGUUGUUAUAAAAGCUAUGGAGCACAAUCGACGGGAGAAGCUUUGGUUAGCCAUGGAACCCAUGCUCAGAAAAGCGGUGAGUGAAGAGCUAGAGGGACGGCUAGGCCGGACUGCAGCCGGGAGCCACCCAUUGAGAAGGUCUCCGUCACUCCGAGUCCAAGCACCCGAGCCCCUGCCAGUCAACAUCCCUCUCCACCUCCUCUUCCCCAAAACCCUCAAGCUCCCCAUCUACACCCUGAACGAGAUUGUGUCCCACGAUAAUUCCCCCGUCCGAGUCAUCCUUCUCGACCCCAGAUCUGACUUGAAUAUCGACACCGUUGGCCCACUUUCGACAUUCCUCCGGUUCCCAAUCAAGGUCGAGAUCAUGGUCCUUGAUGGAGACUUUCGUCCUCUCCGCCCGGAUGGUGAUGGUGUGUGGACAGCCGAGGAGUUCGAGAACAGCAUCAUAAGAGCAAGGGUGGGUAAACGGCCGCUCCUGGCAGGAGACUUGACUGCCACCCUCCGGCCCGAUGAUGGCAGCAGGGAGCUGUUGAUGACCUCCUUUGCCCAACUCCAGCUCACGGACAACUCGAGCUGGAUCCCGUGCCGGAAGUUCAGGCUCGGGGUUCGAGUCAUCCCGGGAAGCUAUCACGGUGUAUUCAGGAUCCUGGAGGCCGUGACCGAACCCUUUGUCGUUCGAGACCAUCGUGGAAAAUCUUACCAGAAGCAUUACCCACCAAAAUUGGAAGAUGAAGUGUGGAGGCUUGAGAAAAUUGGAAAAGAAGGAAAUCUCAGCAAGAAGUUGGCUUCUGCCGGUGUCAAAACCGUGCAAGACUUCUUGAAGAUGUCCAUUGUCAACCCUCAACUGCUCCGAAGGAUGAUGGGUUCCGAGAAAAAAUUGGAAGCGAGUUUGAAACACGCAAGGACAUGUGAGAUCUUCGAGGCGUUUGGUGAUUCAGUGAUCUUGAAUCCGAGAUGUAACGUUUUGAGCGCAAAUAUUGACGGGCAGAUCAUGUACACCAAUACAGAAUCGGCCAGUCUCUACCAAAAGCUGUCGGAUACGGUGUUCUUUGCACCCAUGGUGGCAGAUGAUCGGGCUGAUUGUGUUCAUGACGGGGAGCGAUUGAUGAGAUCAACAACUCUAUGUGGUACGAGGUCAAAGAUUCAACUCGUUACCAUAUCAUAUGACAAGUAGCAACAUAUAUAUACAUAUAUGUGAGUGUGCAGAAUGAUCUGCGUGUGGAUCAUUUAAUUUACGCAAGAAUAUGUGUAGGUAUGUUAUAUAGUCCUUUCCCCCGAUAUGUACAUAGAUGUUGUAUUAAGAGGAAGGGGGUAUGUUGUGGCAACGUGAGAAAAUUAAUAUUAUUAGGCUAUACAUAUACAUAAACAUGUAUGUAUGAAGUGGGUCCAUCCAGUGGGGAAGAAUAUGCACCGAAACCCUAGAGAGAGAGGUGUGGUCCUUGGUGGCUCGUGUAUAAAUUACGUGAAGACAAUGUUCUUGUAUAAUACUUUUCCAUGGAUACAUGUGUGUAUAUAUAUAUAUAUAUAUAAGGAAAAGUGCAGCAGAAGUGAUUUGGAUUUUUUUGAA